UUGUAUUAUAAAAGAGAAAAAAAAGUGGACAACUUUUAGGUUCAUAAACUCAAAUAUGGAAAAUAUGAGUUUGGUGCCAUUAGAGUUGCCACAAAAGCUUGUUGAUGGAGAAGGGGGAAGCUACUAUGCAUGGAACGACACCGUUUUCCCUUUUCUUGGGGCAGGCCAAGUUAGUGGUGGUUUGCUUAUUAUGAAGCCUGGUGGAUUUGCUAUCCCUCAUUAUGCAGAUUGCAGUAAGAUUGGCUAUGUUGUCCAAGGUACUGAUGGUGCUGCUGGAAUGAUAUACCCCGAGUCCACAGAAGAGAAAGUGGUAAAGCUCAAAAAAGGAGAUGCAAUAGUUGUCCCAAGUGGAACAGUCUCAUGGUGGUUCAAUGCUGGACAUGAUGAACUCAAAAUCAUAUUCUUGGGUGAAACUCAGAAUGCUACUAUCCCUGGUACUUUUACUUACGGCCUUCUCGCCGGAGCAAUUGGAAUACUGAAAGGUUUUUCAUCUGAAACCAUUAGCAAAGCUUAUGACAUUAGCAACGAACAAGCAAAUAAGCUAGUCAAUACCCAAAAAGAAGCUUUAAUGUUCAAGCUUGUAGAUGAGGGGAUAACCAUGCCUAAACCAUCCAGUAAUACCCAACAUUUAACCUUUGAAUUCGACAAGAAUGCACCAAACGUUCAUGUUGAAAAGGGGGGUUAUAUCAAUUUUUUAACUGGUGAAAAACAUUCACCUCUUGAAGGGAUUAAGCUUAGUGGUAAGUUGUUGAAGCUUGAACCAAAUGCAACUUUAGGACCAACUUAUUAUGCUAAGGAUUCAGGGAUUGAGCUCACUUAUGUUAUUAAAGGAAGCGGUUCUGUUCGAGUUGUUGGGUUGAAUGGACAAGUUGUAUUGGACACCAAGUUGGAGGCUGGUCAAUUAUUUGUUGUCCCAAAGUUUCAUGUGGCUGCCAUUGAUGCUGAUAAUGAGGGGAUUGAGUGUUUCUCCAUUGUCACAACUUCCAAGCCUAUACUUGCUCAUGUAGCCGGGAAGAUGUCACCAUGGAAAGCCUUGUCUCCUCAAGUACUACAAGUUUCUCUCAAUGUCAGUUCCGAGUUCAGCGAGCUGUUCAUGGACAAGAUACACACAACCACCAUCAUCAUGCCACCAAAUUAACAACUUCCUCUUAAGAUGAGUGACUCUUACAUGAGUGUUGUAUGGUACCAAAUAAAAUCGACUUAUAAAUGUUAUUGAGCCUUGUAACGUACAAUUCUAUUUGAAUAGACAUGCAAUUGUUAGUCGACUCUAA
Molecule: messenger RNA, 1271 nt
Organism: Spinacia oleracea (spinach)
Lineage: Eukaryota; Viridiplantae; Streptophyta; Magnoliopsida; Caryophyllales; Amaranthaceae
Product: 11S globulin seed storage protein 2
Exons: 3
Coding region: 56-1138 (360 amino acids)
Molecular function (GO): nutrient reservoir activity
Source: RefSeq, a predicted model, not a curated record